AUGGGACAGAAAUUUAGUGAUUUGAAAGGAAUUUUUGGUAUAAUGGAAGAAAAAGAUGUUAAUGAAAUACAUAUUUCUGUGGAAAGUGUAGGUGUGUGCCUUAAUAAUACUGCAUCUAAUUCUGUUGCUUGUGGUGGGAUCCGUGAUAGUAAUGGUAACUCAGAACAGAAUAGAGGUUUAAAUGAAAGAUUUGAAAGGAUUUAUAUUAGCUCUGAGCUUCGACAACAGGAGCAAAAUGGUAAUAUUAUAGAUCCGGGGGCUAGCUGUUCCACACAUCAACCUAACAGUUCACCUCCAACUAUCUUACUUGAAAAUAAGAAAUCGAAAAGAACAAAAAGAUCUAAGAAUAAAGAAUCAGCCUCUGGUAGUGGUAAGAAAAAGCGACCCCAUUGGGUUUUAAGGUUCAAUUGUGCUAGACUUAAGAGUGGAAGCAAUAGCAGUGGUGGAAGUUCUGAGCCUGAUAUAGCAGAACCUAAUAUAGGAUUAGAGUCAUGUGUUUGUACUGGUUACAGAAGAACUGAAGAUCAUCACUUAGGUGCUGGAGUAGUUUUUGAGACAACUCAAGGUCAAUAUUCUGGAAUGAGCAGUGAAUCGGAUGAUGAAUUUCAAAAUCACUUUGAAAAGUUAACUACUGAUGAAUAUUCAUUAGAAGAUUGUGAUGAGCGUGCUAGACUGGAAAGAGCUCGAGAGAUGGCUGAAGGUGUGGACCCUCCUCCUGGAUUCAGACCAGCCCAGCAUAUUCAGUUAGUUUGCCCCCAAGAUAUGAACAUUGACAGUUUGACAGCUCUCCUUCAUUCUGCUGCACUUUCUGCUUUAUCUCAGCUUGAUUGUCAAAGGGUUAUUCAUACACAGGUUGACUAUAUUCAUUGCCUUGUCCCUGAUCUGCUCCAGAUCACUAUCUGUUCUUUUUACUGGGGUAAAAUGGAUCGUUAUGAAGCAGAGCGGUUGCUAGAAGGUAAACCAGAAGGAACAUUUUUGUUAAGAGAUUCUGCCCAAGAAGAAUAUCUGUUUUCUGUAAGUUUCAGAAAGUAUGGACGGUCAUUGCAUGCUAGAAUUGAGCAAUGGAAACAUCUGUUCAGUUUUGAUUCACACGAUCCUGGUGUGUAUUCUUCACCAACAGUUUGUGGCCUCAUUGAGCAUUAUAAAGACCCAUCUUGUUGUAUGUUUUUUGAACCGAUGCUCACUAUUCCUUUACACAGAAAUUUCGCUUUUCCAUUACAACAUCUUGCUAGGGCUGUUAUAUGCAGUAAAAUAUCUUAUGAUGGAAUAAGUCAGCUAAAACUUCCGAAAGCUCUUAAAAGUUAUCUAAAGGAAUAUCAUUACAAACAGCGGGUUAAGGAAGGUCCGUGGCUCCGCCUCAAAAUAAAUUUAAGUACGAUCAGGCCGGAUUUGAACGAGCGUCGCUAG
This is a messenger RNA of Nezara viridula (southern green stink bug), 1407 nucleotides long. Lineage: Eukaryota; Metazoa; Arthropoda; Insecta; Hemiptera; Pentatomidae. The record is from the annotation of a GenBank genome assembly.